AAAAAUUACCGGGGUUCUGCUUUCGGGUCAGCCAUUGGGCUCCCGAAAAAGCAGCAAACCUCCACGACACGAAAAAUCAAAGAUGGCCCCCAUGGAUGAGGCGGCGCCGGAGUCAUUAGUGGAUACCAUUCUCUUUGUGGAUGUGGAUGGUGUCCUCAAUGUGGGAAUUUAUGAUCCUUUCGAUGCCCCCAUUUUGCUGAAGAGCAGCGAACUGUCGAUGGCUCGGGAGAUCGUGGCCAUGGACUAUCGAGGCUUCGAUUCGGCCACGGCCUACAAGAUCUGUGCGCUGGCCGCCACCCCGGCAGAUCCGGAAUCUACGGCCACCUUCGAAGCGCUGGCAAGUCACGACCAACUCUCCAAGGUGUUGGUUGGUCGACUGUCAGAGCUGAUUCAGGAGGCAGGCCCUAAGUGCCAUGUGGUGCUCUCCUCUAGUUGGAGGAAGAAGCAGCACCUGAAACGACGCCAGAGGUUGGAGCUGGAUUUAUCCGAAGCCCUGGGCAGAUACUUUACCUUCCAUGAUGUGACACAGCUGACACCAGAACUUCAUGCUGGGGAUCGCUUGCAAGCUAUCAGGAGCUAUUUGCAGGACUUUGCCGGUGCCAAUCUCUGCGGAGCCGGUGAGUUGAAGGUCAUCGUGGUGGACGACUUCUUUCUCUCGCCCUUGUCCUAUGCGGAUCCCUUCCGCAUCACCGGGGCCCCCGGGGUGCCCGGGGGAGAGCUCCACACCUUGGAGGAGGUGGAAGACUAUUUGCUCCAACCCUUGGGUGAGAUGGGGAUCGAGGCAUCGGCCAAGGUGCUCCAUUGCUACAGAAAGGUGGUGACCACCAAUGGCCUGGUGCUUCAAGUUGGCAUGGGUCUGUCGAAUGGCUUGCUGAAGGAUGCCAAAGAGUUCCUAUCGAACCCAAAUAGUCCAGAGGCCAUGAAAAAGCCACCGCCUUAUCGGGAGCCACCCAUUGAGAAAAGCUUCUUCCAGCUUCUGGCCACCUUCGCUUGAGCAAAAAUGCCACUCGUGACAUUGAUUUUUAGCUCCAACCACUAGUCACAGGAC
Cladocopium goreaui is the source of this 1048-nucleotide messenger RNA. NCBI's taxonomy places the organism in Eukaryota, Dinophyceae, Suessiales, Symbiodiniaceae. The record is from the annotation of a GenBank genome assembly.